CAACCUCAACCCCUCAGCUCUCACGUCGGAGUUGCGGCAUGCUUCGGCAAUCAGCCACAUGGGAUACCUAAUUGAUCUACGAUUCCACCUAUUGGUGGGGAUAACAAAUUGUCUCAUGCAUAUGAUAACUAAUAAUGUCUUCGUCUCUGCUGACUCGACAGUCUCCCUUACUCAGUCUACCUAUCUUCACAGCUAGCCGACGAGCACACCAGCAAUAUCAACAUCAUGGGUCGAUUAAAUGAUAAGGUCGCCAUCGUUACAGGUGCCGGAUCAGGUUUCGGGGCCGGUAUAUCCCAAGCAUUCGCAGGAGAAGGCUGUAAGGUACUUGUCUGCGACAUCAAUCAGAUCGGUGGCGAAGCCACCGUCAAAUCGAAUCCCUCCAUGAUGGCAUUCCACAAGAUGGACGUUACGAAAGGUGCAGACUGGAAGUCGACAAUGGACGCCGCGAUCCAGAAGUUUGGCAAAGUGGACAUUUUAGUAAACAACGCUGGCACUAGUUACAGGAAUAAGCCUACAGUGGAUGUCACAGAGGAGGAAUUUCAGAGGACGUUCGAUGUGAAUGUGAAAGGCGUUUAUUUGGGAUGCAAUGCAUGGGUCCCCCAGGCGAUUGAGCGCAAAGAAGGAGGCGUCAUCAUUAAUAUCGCGAGUGUUGGUGCGACAAGACCACGACCGGGAUUGGUGUGGUAUAAUGCGUCGAAAGGCGCGAUAUGGAACGCGACAAAGGGUCUUGCAGCGGAAUAUGGCGCUCAUCAAAUCCGAUGUGUAAGCAUCUGUCCUUUGGUCACUGGGACGGGGCUCUUCUCAUCUUUCACUGGGAUGGAGGAUACACCAGAGAACCGCCAAAAGUUCACGUUCAACGUGCCAAUGGGGAGAAUUGGCGAAGUUGAUGACGUUUCGUCUGCCUGUGUGUUUAUGGCUAGCACUGAGGCAAAAUUUAUAACCGGCGUCAACUUAGAAGUUGACGGAGGCAGAUGCAUCUAGAGAAUGACAGGAUGAUGAAUGUCACCUGGAGAAGAAAGUUGGUAGUCCAAGUGUACCCAUGAAGGAAACAUGUGCCAUCAUCGAAGGUAUAUAUUUUUUUUGUUAACCAUGACAGCAUC
Molecule: messenger RNA, 1100 nt
Organism: Lindgomyces ingoldianus
Lineage: Eukaryota; Fungi; Ascomycota; Dothideomycetes; Pleosporales; Lindgomycetaceae
Product: oxidoreductase ucpA
Exons: 3
Coding region: 226-981 (251 amino acids)
Source: RefSeq, a predicted model, not a curated record